Molecule: messenger RNA, 2473 nt
Organism: Culicoides brevitarsis
Lineage: Eukaryota; Metazoa; Arthropoda; Insecta; Diptera; Ceratopogonidae
Product: probable ATP-dependent RNA helicase DDX10
Exons: 2
Coding region: 65-2473 (802 amino acids)
Biological process (GO): rRNA processing
Cellular component (GO): nucleus
Molecular function (GO): RNA helicase activity; nucleic acid binding; ATP binding
Source: RefSeq, a predicted model, not a curated record
AACGUGUGCGAGACAUUAAAAAGUAAAAUUUUUAAGGAAAAAAUUGAAAAUUGAGCAAAAAAGAAUGCAAGACAAACGAAAACCCUUUAAGAAAAAGGGUAAAUUCCAACCGGCGUUCAAGAAAAAGAAGUCACAGAGCAGUUUAGAGGACGAAGAGAUAAAAAAUUUGCGUGCAAAAUACGACAACGUUGAUUUGACCAAAGUAAAAACCUUUGCUGACUUGCCGCUGUCCAAAAAAACGCUAAAAGGUUUAAAGGAGUCAAAUUACACAAUUCCCACGGAAAUUCAAAAACAGGCCAUUCCAAACUCCCUGCUCGGCAAAGAUAUCUUGGGAGCCGCCAUCACAGGCAGCGGAAAAACCUUAGCGUUCCUAAUUCCCGUCAUCGAACGACUUUUUAUGCAAAAAUGGACCCGCAUGGAUGGCGUCGGAGCAAUUAUCAUCUCUCCCACGCGCGAAUUAGCCCAUCAAAUCUUCGAAACACUUCGAAAAAUCGGGCGAUAUCACGAUUUUUCGGCAGGUCUCAUCAUCGGAGGGCGAAAUUUGAAGUUCGAAAGCGGUAGAAUGGAUCAAAUGAACAUUCUGAUUUGCACUCCGGGGCGUUUGCUACAACAUAUGGACGAAAAUUCCCUUUUUAAUUGCACUUCCAUGCAAAUUUUAGUGUUAGAUGAGGCUGACAGAUGCUUGGAUCUGGGUUUUUCUCAAACAAUGAACUCAAUUAUCGAGAAUUUGCCGCCCGGGAGACAAACUUUGCUGUUUUCGGCGACACAAACGAAAGAUGUGAAGGAUUUGGCACGCCUGAGUCUUGUCAGUCCCGUUUAUGUAGCACCGCAUGAGCAAUCAGAGUUUAGUACGCCGAUGAGUUUGCAGCAAAAUUACGUCGUGAUGGAGUUGGAAGACAAAAUUGCGAUGUUAUGGUCGUUUUUGAAGAAUCAUCCACGUCAAAAAAUCUUAGUUUUUAUGGCGACAUGCAAACAAGUGAAGUACGUUUAUGAAAUUUUUCAAAAAUUAAGGACUUCGCAUCAAUUAUUCGCGCUGUACGGGACUUUGUCGCAACAUCGACGCACAAAUAUCUACGAAGAAUUCGUGCGGAAGACAAAUGUUUGCUUAUUUGCGACCGAUAUUGCGUCUCGUGGUUUGGAUUUUCCCGUCGUUAAUUGGGUUGUGCAGUUAGAUUGCCCCGAAGAUGCCAAAGCGUACAUCCAUCGAGCCGGUAGAACAGCUCGUCAUACCGCAAAAGGUGAAAAUUUGCUCGUUUUGACACCAAGUGAAGAGGAACCCAUGCUGGAAGAGUUAAAAGCAGCGAAAAUUCCAAUAAAUCGCAUCUCGAUCGACCAAAAGAGACUUUUUAAUCCGCGAGCGAAGAUGGAAGCAUAUCUCGCCGCAAAUACGGAACUCAAGGAAUCAGCUCAACGGGCUUUCGUGAAUUAUUUCAAGUCGAUCGCUUUGAUGAAAAACAAGAAAAUUUUCAAAGUCGAGUCUAUUGAUCCGGAUAGUUUCGCCAGAUCUCUUGGUUUGAUGAUUACGCCUCGUGUACGAUUCCUGCAACGACUGAAGAAGCUGAAAAAGGGAAAUAACGAAGAAUCUGACGACGAAGAGGACGAAAAAAGUGAUCGUCGUGCCAAAAAUGGACGACAAGAAGCUCCGUCACUCAACAAAAUCAUGUCCUUUGACUCAGAUUCGGGCUCGGAAGACGACUUGAUCACCGUAAAAAGAACAAAUCACGAGAUCGAGAACGAAUUGGAUGACGACGAGACGCCUUUGGUUGACUUACAUGCGACGAAACAAAAGAAAGCUGUCACAAAAGCAGCUUUGGCGAAGAAAAUUCAGAAGAAACAAAUUAUUCCGAACCGAAAAACGCUCUUUGAUGAUGACGGCAACAUGAUAACGAACACUUCGAAGGUACUCCAGUCGGAAAUGGCGCGCGAAUAUGAAAAUGACAACGAAGCAGGCAUCAAUAUCGAAAAAGCGCGACGUUUGUUGCAAGAAGAAGACAAAUUCGAUAAGCAACGUUUCAAGGAAUUAAUCCAGAAAAAACACAAAGAAAUCAAGAAAAAGGCGAAAUUGGCUGAAAAAGACGACGACGACGAUCAACAGGAACAAGAUGACUUUGGAACAGACUCGGAAGAGGACCAACCGGAUCUCUCAUGGUUGCCAGAUCCCGAUAAAGUCUACAAGGGACGUCAUUCAACGUUCGAAAGUGACGAGGAAUUCGAUGCAAGAGUCGCCACAGGCAGUAGCAGUGAAGAAUCUUCCGACGAAGAACCAAUCGAGGCAAUUCACAAACCACCCACGAAGCUUGUCACGAAAAAAGUCGGCAAAAAACGUCAAUUGGAAGACGAUUCGGAAAGUGAUUCAGCUCCUCCAGUUGAAAACGAUUCCAAAAAAUCCAAGAAAAAGCCCAAAACGAAGGAAAUUGUCGAGAAUUUGUCUCUCAACGAGGCUGAACAACUCGCCAUGCAACUUUUGGGAUAA